Molecule: messenger RNA, 1484 nt
Organism: Canariomyces notabilis
Lineage: Eukaryota; Fungi; Ascomycota; Sordariomycetes; Sordariales; Chaetomiaceae
Exons: 2
Coding region: 292-1401 (369 amino acids)
Biological process (GO): positive regulation of catalytic activity
Cellular component (GO): fungal-type vacuole; cell periphery
Source: RefSeq, a predicted model, not a curated record
AGGCUCCGAAACUGACCACCUCAAGUACCAACUGGGACGCAUGCUACAACCAACGCCGUCAUCCUCCGCGCUGAGACGGGAUGCCGUUAACGUGGUUUAUUUAAGUCGCGGGAUCGAGCGCUGCACAAUGCACCGGCUCCGCAAGCUCUUCGAUUGCCUAUUCUUACCGUACUCGCCAGGCCUUGCCCGCUGACCGGAGACGUCAUCCACCAUCGCUUGAUGCUCCCCAUAUCGUCAACCGCGCAGGCGUCUCUGUACCACCUUCAACCGUAGCGGGCAUUACGGGCCGCUAUGAUGGCGGCUGCGGGCCCACCAUCCUCAAGCUCCCAUUCUGAGCCCGGCACAUCCAUCGCGUCCCAGAGCAGCGCAGGGGGUUCCAACUCGUCGCGGAACCACCCUCCGCGCUCCUUACCGCCAUGGAUCGAUUCCUACGAGGUUCGAUAUGGCAGGCCCGCUGACGAGCAGCUCCGCGCCCUCAACUCGCCGCCUCCGCGCACACUGCCCCCACAGCAUAAUCAUUCUCCCAGUGAGGCGAAUAGGAGGGUUUCAAAAGACGGGUUUGUCUACGACGAUCAGGCCGUACUGGGACUCGACGCGAACAGAAAAUCAAGGGCAAGGCUACGCAAAUUUCUAAUCCGCAAGGACGCUGCCGAGAAGGGAAGGAAAUGGGACCACUUGCGCUCAGCCGAACCUGUCAUCGUUCCUCGCUAUAGCCGGGCUACCACAGAUUCUCCGUGGCGGAGCUACUUGCAAUCCUCGCGGUAUGGCCGCCUGCCGAACGAGGAGGCCGAAAUAUUCGACCCCGAGGUGCUCGAAAAGCUGCAGCCGGGCUUCAAUAAUGCCGCCGAGACACCCCGACUGCUGGAGGGCACCGGGAAGAAACCGACACGGACAAGAAGACUCUACAAGAGAAUAUGGCGCCUCAUUCUGCGACACCCGCUGGUCCCACUAGCUUUUCGUCUCACUGUCCUCCUUACCUCAAUUGUGGCUCUUGCUCUGUCUGCGCGCAUCUUUGAAAUAGAAGAACAUGGCGGACUCAGCAGACAGUCGGCGGAGCGGACACAGUCGCUGGUGGCUAUCGUUGUAGACACAAUCGCUGUGCCAUACAUCGGCUACAUGACAUGGGACGAAUACACCGGAAAGCCGCUUGGAUUGCGGCAGGCGACGGCAAAGAUUUCCCUUGUUCUUAUGGACCUCUUUUUCAUCAUUUUCAAAUCCGCAAGCACAACACUCGCCUUUGAGACUCUGGUCAACCACAACAGUUUUGAUUCGCAAACCAAUCAGUACAGUCGAGCCCUUGCCGCUUUCCAGACUGUCAGCCUUAUAUCCUGGAGCUUCACAUUUACAGUGAAUGUCUUCCGCUUGGUGCAGAAACUCGGUGGUGGGGAUGACGGUGGAUGAUAACAUGACGAAGAUAUACCUAUGUACGGUGUAGGAGGAUUUGGGAUUACAGGCAGCGGAUGUCCUAUGCUGCUCGACCCGGA